AGGAAGUGAUCCAAGUCGUUUUCUACAUACUUUCUUACAUUCAAGGUUACUGAAACAGAAGAAGACGAACCUGAAUUUUAACAGUGCUUCUCUUGCAGCAGCUCUGUUUCCUGUGCUGCUGGUCCGACUGGUCUGACGUCAUUAAUUCACCACAGAAGAAGAAGGAGAAGAUCUGGGUCAGGCUGAAUGCAGGGCGGGUUGUAAAUUAAACUUUGCUCAGAAUUGCUUGCCAAAGAAAGUGUCCAAAGGUCCUCCAGUAUCUGAACGCUUUGCAACGUGUUUAUUAAUGGCUUCUGCAUGGCAAACUGUCCUCUCUGUGCACCAGAGAAUAGUGGACAAUGGAGAUAAGAGGACAGACCCGUGGCUGCUGGUCUACUCCCCUGUCCCUGUGUCCAUCAUCUUCCUGCUUUACCUGGUUGCCGUUUGGCUUGGCCCUCGUCUGAUGAAAAACAGACAACCUGUUGACCUCAGACUCGUUCUCAUUGUUUACAACUUCGCCAUGGUCGGCCUGUCUGCCUAUAUGUUCUACGAGUUCCUGGUCACAUCCUGGCUCUCAAACUACAGCCUCCUCUGUCAGCCUGUAGACUACAGCACCAGCCCACUCGCAAUGAGGAUGGCCAGAGUCUGCUGGUGGUUUUUCUUCUCCAAAGUCAUAGAGCUCAGUGACACGUUCUUCUUCAUCCUGAGAAAGAAGAACAGUCAGGUGACUUUCCUUCAUGUUUACCAUCACGCCACCAUGAUCUUCAACUGGUGGGCGGGAGCCAAGUAUGUGGCAGGAGGACAAUCGUUCUUCAUCGGCCUGGUCAACACCUUUGUCCACAUCGUGAUGUAUUCUUACUACGGCCUCGCUGCCAUCGGGCCUCAAAUGCAGAAGUACCUGUGGUGGAAGAGAUACCUCACGUCUCUUCAGCUGGUGCAGUUUCUGCUGUUCCUCGUGCACACCGGCUACAACCUGUUCACAGAGUGCGACUACCCCGACUCCAUGAACAUGGUGGUGUUUGGUUACUGCAUCAGCCUCAUCAUCCUCUUCAGUAACUUCUACUAUCAGAGCUACCUCAACAAGAAGAAGCAGAAAUAGGACUGAAAAACACACUUUGUGAAAGAAGCCAACAAAGUCUGUCUGCAGUACUCAUGAGCUUCCACUAGAGGGAGCAACAUGUCUGGGAAAUAAGUGUAAGUGAGCCACAUGAACUUUAGCAUUAUUUUGUAAUUUCUAUAGAGGCACACACUUCAUCAUGAUCAUACAAUUAUUUAUUAUUUAAUAGAGAAAUGACAAACAUUCAAAUGACUGCUGUAAACAAACUGUACAUUUUUACACAUAAUAAUAAAGUAGGUUGGUUUCUCUGUA
This is a messenger RNA of Labrus mixtus (cuckoo wrasse), 1348 nucleotides long. It is a transcript of the gene elovl8b, whose product is annotated as ELOVL fatty acid elongase 8b. The record is from RefSeq and is a predicted model, not a curated record. Gene Ontology annotation, molecular function: fatty acid elongase activity. Gene Ontology annotation, biological process: very long-chain fatty acid biosynthetic process; fatty acid elongation, polyunsaturated fatty acid; sphingolipid biosynthetic process. Gene Ontology annotation, cellular component: endoplasmic reticulum membrane. The transcript has 8 exons. Lineage: Eukaryota; Metazoa; Chordata; Actinopteri; Labriformes; Labridae. Bases 287 to 1078 code for a protein of 263 amino acids.